AUGGCGACUCCAGCGAUCGAGCAAAAGACCACUGCCAGCCACGAUGUCCAGGCUAGCGAGCAGCCAGCGGAGAGCAGGGCUACCAAGGCCAGCAGCAAGUCUUCUUCGCUGAGCGACCUUUCCGACAAGAAGGGGGACGUUGUUGUCGACGAGAAAGCCUAUUCCAGGGAUGACCUCGUCGACGAGGAGCCAGUCCCCUUCCAAUGGGUGAACUGGUUCUUCCGCCGACCAUACAAGCCCAUCGAUCCAAAUGCCAUCGCAACCCGCCGCUCCGUGUACGACGAUCCGAUCUUGGCCCCUCAUUACUGGCCUAAGCCAACGUACGAAAACUAUCACCGCAUCGACAUCGAUGCUCGUUGGACGAACAAGGAGGAGCAGGAGCUUGUCCGGAAAAUUGACUGGAAAGUCAUGUUGUGGGACUUUAACUUGGGCAACACAGUGUUCCGAUUGGCGUUCCUGUCUGCCGAACUUCCCUCUCAAAUUAUCUCCAAGAGGCUUGGUCCCGAUGUCUGGAUUCCCAUCCAAAUGUGUGGUUGGUCGAUCGUGACAAUGGUCCAGUUCUGGUUGAACGGACGCACAUCUUUCCUCGUUUGUCGCGCACUUCUUGGUCUCCUUCAGGGCGGUUUCAUCCCCGAUCUAAUCCUUUACCUAUCGUAUUUCUACACCAAGAACGAGUUACCCAUCCGCUUAUCACUCUUCUGGAUGUCCAUGCACGUUUGCUCUAUCCUUGCGAGCUUCAUCGCAUUCGGUGUCCUUCGCAUGCGCGGCAUCCUCGGAAAGGAGGGCUGGAGAUGGCUGUUCCUCAUCGAGGGAGGUAUCACGCUACUUAUUGGCAUUGCGACCUUCUUCAAGAUGCCUCCAGGUAUCACCCAGACCAAGACCUGGUUCCGACCCAAGGGCUGGUUUACGGACCGCCAGGAGGUCAUUGCCGUCACUCGUAUCCUCCGUGAUGACCCAACCAAGGGAGACAUGCACAACCGCGAGGCGCUCACUCUCAAGCUGCUGUGGAAAGCUUUUCUCGACUACGAUCUCUGGCCUCUAUACAUCAUCGGCAUCCUGUUCGGAAUCCCAGCCUCGCCACCAGCCACCUACCUUACCCUCUCUCUCCGCAACCUUGGGUUCAGCACUUUCCAAAGCAACUUGCUAACCAUACCUUCAACCUUUGCGACCAUCGUCACGAUGUACAUCCUUGCCGUCAUCUCCGAAACCGUCCACAACCGUGCAUACGUUGCCAUGAUCGAGGACGUCUGGGUUCUUCCUUUCCUCAUCGCUCUCCGCGCACUUCCCGACGAUCCCAACCCAUGGCUGUUCUAUGGUCUCGCCACCGGCCUGCUCUCCUACCCCUACACCCACCCUAUUCAAGUCGGCUGGUGCUCCCGUAACGCAGGAGGCGUCGCAAGCCGCACAGUCAACGCCUCACUCUACAACAUGUUCGUACAAGCAUCCGGCAUCAUCUCCGCCAACAUCUACCGCCAAGACGACGCGCCCAACUACCGCCGGGGCAACACCGUGCUCAUCACCAUCUGCGCCUUCAACUGCUUCAUCCUCUAUCCCGGUGUCAAGUACUACUAUGUCUGGCGUAACAAGAAGAGGGAUGAGAUUUGGGAUAAGAUGACCUCAGAGGAAAAAGCGAAUUAUCUAGCCACCACGAAAGACACGGGGAACCGACGUCUCGACUUCCGAUUCGCCCAUUAG
Messenger RNA from Coprinopsis cinerea okayama7#130, 1695 nucleotides. RefSeq names its product allantoate permease. Bases 1 to 1695 code for a protein of 564 amino acids. Gene Ontology annotation, cellular component: membrane. Gene Ontology annotation, molecular function: transmembrane transporter activity. Gene Ontology annotation, biological process: transmembrane transport. The record is from RefSeq and is a predicted model, not a curated record. The transcript is spliced from 8 exons. Lineage: Eukaryota; Fungi; Basidiomycota; Agaricomycetes; Agaricales; Psathyrellaceae.